AUGCAGUUGCCUUUGUAUAAACCUCAUUGGGAUAUGUUUGGAAGCAGUCAGAAGGAUUUUCAUAAGUCAAAUAUCCAAGGGAGGAUGACUGAAACAAUAGACUCGUCCCAAUUUUCUUCGCUGUCAUCUUUAAGGGGAGAACAUGUAUCAGGGGAUUUUGUUCAUGCCCACUACAAGGAGGCGUAUCGUCUAGCCAUUGAUUGUCUGCUGAGCGGGGGCAGAGACAGUUACGCAGAUUUCAUCAAAGAAGAACACAUUGGAAGUUUCCUGUCCGAGGAGGAGCUUCUCUUCAUCACGUCAAAUGCAAAAGAGUUACCACCCCAGACCCAGGCAGAGGAAAUCAAUACUCCUUCUGACAGCCAAUCAUCCUCCGGGACGUAUUGGCCUGUCCUCUCAGAUUUGGACGCUCCCACUUUGGAAUUGGGAUGGCCUGAAGUCAUGCAUGAACAUCUCCAGACCAAUAUAGAUCUUCUCUAUCAUCCCCCACGACAAAACAGCCCAACCAUUAAAGACGUGAUUGUGAAACACAUCCGGGAUGCGAGACAGGUCAUUGCCAUAGUGAUGGAUAUGUUCACAGAUGUCGAUAUAUUGAAAGAAACUGCUGACGCUUCCAUUCGCGGAGUUCCUGUAUAUGUACUUUUGGAUGAUUACCACUUGAAAGAUUUUCUCACAGCAGCUAUGAAUCAAGAUGUAAAUCUACAGCAACUCCGUAACAUGAGGGUUCGCACUGUGAAAGGUGAAGAUUAUCUGUGUCGUUCUGGGACUAAAUUUCAUGGAGCAAUGGAGCAGAAAUUUAUCUUGGUCGACUGCCACACAGUGAUUUAUGGCUCCUACAGAUUUACAUGGUCAUGUACAAAGAUCAAUUUGAGCAUGGUGCAGGUUAUCACCGGCCAUUUGGUGAGGACUUACGAUGAGGAGUUCCGAACACUGUACGCCAGGUCGACUGUGCCAGCCGAGUUGAGCCAACCAGAUAAUCCUCUCCCCUCUAAUGGGCCACACAAAUUGCUGGGCUGGCCAAAAUAUUCGCUUCAUUCCACGCAAACGAUUGAUCGUCGUGAUCAGUUGAGGCACACGUUGGACUCGGUCUACAGGAAGACUUGUGAGAGGAAUCUAUAUGCCAGAGAUUACAAUGAUAAUCAUUUUGUGCCUUUGAGUGAGCAUGAGAUUGGUUUGCAGAACCACAUGUCCAAAUUUCAGUCGUCAGAGUCGACUAACUACUUAAAAAGGCACAGCUAUGCUGGGGAAAGACAUGAUGAAAAUAUUCCACAAAAUGUCAGAGCCAGAGCAAGCAACUGGAAUAUUUGCCGGGAAACAGGACUUGGGAAAAACAACUAUCCAAUGGAUAAUAAUUACUUAGUGCCACAGAUCUACAGAAGUCAAAAGCUUCGUCAAACAUAUAAUGGCAAUGACAAACAAAUUCUGUCCAUGCAGCAAAACAUGCCAACGCUGGAAAAAACAUCCAAGUCCUUCAUGCGUACAUGGAGGAUCGAGUCGUACCUCCAAAACCCUGACAUGCCGUCUAACGACCCGUCUGACUAUUUGGACCAGUUUGAGCCACCUAACAGCUUCAUGCCGGGAAGAAUGAGGUCUUCUCUUGUUUUUAGGCCGACCGUACCGCCCACCAACACGCCCUCAGUUGGCAGCCGCUCAUCAGCACUUCAUAACCCAAUGCGCUACUCCUCAAUGCAAUGGAAUCCAACGUUAGCGCAAGAGAGCAACAGGCUACAAAUGGAAGAAUUUAUGUUAAAGAGAAAAAGCCUGCAGAUUUUGGAGGAUUACAACACUUCAAAAAACUCAUUACCAUCUUCAUAUUCCAGUUUGGGGAGAGUCAAACGUGGGCAGGUGAUUACAAAUCCAGACAUGCAAACUGACAACUGGCACAAAAGGCACAGCGUAGCAGAUCCAAGAUCCAACACUGUAAACACACAGGAUUCCUCAGGUGCUAUGUACGGAGCUUUUGCUAGGAUGCAAAUAGAUAGAGGCUCUGCCGCAAUCAGCAUGAAGAAUAGUGGCUAUGGUUCCAAUCUUAAUGAGGAUAAGCGAUCUGUGUCUCAAUAUGAUGUCAAGAGCAUGACAGAUACAAAGAGCCCCCGCACUUCCAGUUGGCGGGAGCCUCCGUCCAGAACUCUGUCUGCUGCAAGCCUGAGUGUAGACGCUCCCGAUUUGACGGCUAAAUCCAGCAGAACAGGCUCUCAGCAUUUUCUAAAGAAAAGUACCAAGAGGAUAAAGUCAUUUUUGAACAUACCAGACAAGAAAGAGAAUCGAGUCAGAAGAGAAGAAACACCAAGUGUGACGUCAGAGGACAGCACCGACACUAUCACAGCUGAGGAUGAGAGUGGGGCAGAACAUCAAAAUAGCAACUCAUCCGUCGGGCAUCAGCAGGGCCACGCGGCCGGAGAAAAGUACUCCGAACCAAGAUUCAAGACUGAGGAGCACCGGGACACACCGCCACAUUCUUCCUCUGAAACAACAUCGCAACGUAAGCUCGACGUCGAUGACAAAAAGCCGAGGCCUGACGUUGACGUACUGGGCUGGAGUAAAGACAGAAAAGCUGACAAUCGUCUUUACAGUAGAUUUGAGCCGUUUUGUUCAAUACAAAAGAAACACUCUUCGUACUCUCUGGAGAAAACAAAAAACUCACCUACUGACCACAGCAGAAUGGGAAGAGGCCUUCAUGAAAACAAGUUUGAGAAAUUCUUUCAUAGAGUGGGAAACCUAAUUCAUAAGUCUAAAUAG
Molecule: messenger RNA, 2736 nt
Organism: Nerophis lumbriciformis (worm pipefish)
Lineage: Eukaryota; Metazoa; Chordata; Actinopteri; Syngnathiformes; Syngnathidae
Source: RefSeq, a predicted model, not a curated record